CGCAGCAGCAAUUCAUGGUACCUGCACGAGCUUCGGGGAUAAAGGUGCGCCGAUGGGUAGCCGUCGGAGUAACAUGCGAGGUGCAGUAAGUUAUGGGAAUGAGCAGCAGCCACAUGUAGAGGUUGUGGUGAAGGCAGAAGGUGAACAGCCUUCUUCCUCCGCUACUCCCCCUCCACCUCUGACUGCUACUCAGCGGCUGAAGAAGGAGGCAGAAGAACAACUCAGACUGAAGAAGGAGGCAGAAGAACAGCUCAGACUGCAACAGGCCAGAGUGGCUGAAUUGGAACGGCUGGAGGUUGCUGAGCUAGAGGCUGCAACAGAUCACUCCAGAAGGGAGUAUCUGUUGCAUCAGCUAGACAAGUCUCUUGCUGAUGAUCGAUGCUCCCAGGUCACCAAGCACAUGGCUGAGAUGAUCCUGCUGGAGCCAAAGAUCACCAGCUCCCAGUUCACAAACUGGGAUGAUCGUUUUGUGCGGCUGGAGCGUCGGGUUGACGAGCUGUCAGCUCAGCAGUCCAAGAUACUAGACUCUAUCCUGGCCUUGUCUGCUCAGCUGGCAGCCGCCAAAUUGAUUACUCCUCAGCUUCCUCUGCUGAAACCCAAAACCUCUCCGCCUCCUUCACCAUCGCCUUCCCCUCCUACAUAUCAUGGGGGAUCUGUACAUUCUUCCCGGUCAUCUACUCCUUCCCAAAAGGCCUCAGCAAAGGCCACCUAUGCUGCUGUGACUGCAGCAGACAAAGGUCCCAAGAUCCCUGCUCCCAACAAGUUCAGGGGCGAUGACCCCAAGACUGAUGUUGGGGACUGGGCUGCUUGUCUGUGCAGAACAGACCAAGUGAUCAGCAUCAGGGAGAAAGUCAAAGGCAUUCCUGUGACCUUUGACACUGCUGGGAAAGUCAGACACAGUCUGAACUUUUAUGUCUUCCCUGAGCUGCCCUUUGAGUUGGUGUUCUCCAUGCAGUGGUUGAGGGCUAUCAACCCUAGGAUCGACAGGCAGAUUCCUAGAGUUGAGCUAUCAGACCGCCAGGGUGUGUAUCAGCAGUGCAUGAUUGCUGUUGAACAUCACCCUAAGACCUCCUGCUACUGCCUGAGAGCGAGGGAGUUCCAUGCUCUCUCUCGCCAGUACCACCAUGAGCGUUUGUUCAUUGCUUUGGUCAAGCAAACAGAUGUUCCCCCUGUUUCCUGUCCUCCUGAGAUACAGCAGGUAAUGGAUCAGUAUGUUGAUCUGGUGCAGGAGCCCUUUGGGUUACCCAACCGACCAACCAAGCAUCACAUCGAGCUGCUGCCUGGAGCGGUCCCUCCUAAGUGUCGCGUCUACAGGAUGUCCCCUGCUGAGCUCGAGGAGCUCAGAAAGCAGCUUGAGACCCUGACCAGCAAGGGCUGGAUAAGACCCAACACAUCUGAGUUCGGUGCACCUGUUCUCUUUGUACCCAAAGGAAAUGGCGAGUUCAGGAUGUGCAUUGACUACAGGGGCCUCAACAAGAUCACUAGGAAGAGUAUUAAGCCACUUCCUAGGAUCGAUGACCUCCUGGAUAUGGUGCAGGGAUGCACAGUGUUCAGCAAAGUCGACCUCAAGUCUGGCUACCACCAGAUUGAGAUGGCAGAGGAGGAUGUCUACAAGACAACCUUCAAGACCAGGUAUGGGAUUUACGAGUUCCUAGUCACGCCAUUUGGACUUUGCAAUGCCCCAGGCACAUUCCAGACAGAGAUGCACCGCAUCUUCAGGCCUUACCUGGACAAGUUUAUGGUUGUCUACCUGGAUGAUAUCCUGGUAUUCAUCAAAACUGCCAGGGAACAUGCGGAGCACUUGGCUCUAGUUCUUCAGUCGUUACGCAACAGCCAGUACAAGAUCAACAGAGAGAAGUCCUCUUUUGGAGUUCCCUCUGUCAUCUAUCUGGGUAACGUAAUCUCUAGAGAUGGCCUGGCUCCUGAAGCAGCCAAGAUUGCUGCUAUUCAGGAGUGGCCCCAGCCACAGACAGUGAGGGAUGUCCGGUCCUUCAUGGGUUUGGCCUCCUACUACAGAAAGUUUGUCAGGAACUUUUCUGCAGUGGCCGCACCCCUGACCAACCUAACAAAGAAGGACACUCCCUUUCUUUGGUCCCUCCACUGUCAACUGGCCUUCACACGACUCAAGAAGGCCUUGACUCGUGCGCCUGUCCUGAAGUUACCUGACCCCACUUUGCCAUUUAUCCUGACCACUUACGCCAGUCAGUAUGGCAUUGGGGCAGUACUUCAGCAGGAUGAUGGGAAUGGUCUACGGCCUGUAGAGUUUAUGAGUAAGAAGAUCAAGACUCAAAAGCUCCAGGACUCUACCUACGAGAAAGAGCUGUAUGCUCUUGUCUGUGCCCUGAAACAUUGGAAGCACUUUCUACUGGGCAGGCACUUCAAGAUCUUUUCAGAUCACUCCACCCUACAGUGGAUGAAGUCCCAAGGAGAGUUGAACGAUAAACUGGCACGGUACAUUCAGUUCAUAGACAUGUUUGACUUUGAACUGAAACACAAGAAGGGCUGCUACAACAAAGUGGCAGAUGCCCUCUCGCGUAGGCCUGACUCUUUUGCUCCGAUCUCCUCUACGCGCUCCUUUGGAGAGGAGACUCGUCAGACCAUUGCUCGUCUACUGCCUCAAGACGUCCCUACCGGUUACACUGGGGACGUCGGGAACUGUGACAACAAGAGAGGCAUGCGAGUUCCUAACAGUGACGAAGGAGGACUUUGAUAGCAUUCUUAAGAACUUGCGCGCUGAUGAAGUGGAAGAAAAGAUAAAAUUCUUGGAGGAAUGAAUAAAAUGCUGCGCAAGCC
This is a messenger RNA of Chara braunii, 2793 nucleotides long. NCBI's taxonomy places the organism in Eukaryota, Viridiplantae, Streptophyta, Charophyceae, Charales, Characeae. The record is from the annotation of a GenBank genome assembly.